This is a messenger RNA of Lolium perenne, 918 nucleotides long. RefSeq lists its product as uncharacterized. The record is from RefSeq and is a predicted model, not a curated record. Lineage: Eukaryota; Viridiplantae; Streptophyta; Magnoliopsida; Poales; Poaceae.
AUGGCCUACCUGCUGCUGUACGUCGACGACAUCAUCUUGACGGCCUCCACCGCUGGUCUUCUUCGACAACUCACCGACAGUCUUCGCGCUGAGUUCGCGUUGAAGGAUCUCGGCCCGCUCCAUUACUUCCUCGGCAUCGAGGUUGUCCGGCGUGCGGACAGGUUCUUCCUUCAUCAGCGGAAGUAUGCCCACGAACUUCUCGAGCGUGCAGGAAUGCUUAGCUGCAAUCCUGCACCUACUCUUGUCGACACAAAGGCUAAGCUCUCCGCCAAUGAUGGGUCGCUAGCAUCCGACGCGCCGUUCUACCGCUCCAUCGUCGGUGCCCUCCAGUACUUGACGUUGACACGUCCGGAGCUCCAGUACGCUGUGCAGCAGGUGUGCUUGCAUAUGCAUGCUCCUCGGGAUGCUCAUUGGGCCGCGGUGAAGCGGAUUCUACGCUACGUCUGUGGUACCAUGGGCUACGGCAUGUCGCUGCAUGCUUCACCCUCGACAUCGACCGACCUCGUUGCCUACUCCGACGCGGACUGGGUGGGAUGCCCGGAUACGUGGCGCUUCACGAGUGGCUACUGCGUCUACCUCGGCUCGUCGCUCGUCUCUUGGUCCUCCAAGAGGCAGCCCACCGUGUCUCGCUCCAGUGCUGAGACCGAGUACCGCGCUGUGGCAAACGCUGUAGCUGAGUGCACGUGGCUUCGCCAGCUACUAUCCGAGCUCUCUUGUCCCGUUGACAAGGCUACAGUGGUUUUCUGCGACAACGUGUCGGCCGUCUACCUCUCCGCCAACCCCUGGGCCCUUCCAUGGAGGGCCGCCCUGCAGGCUGCCCUUUGUCCAUGCAGGAAAGAGGAGAAGCGUUGCCGCCGCGAGCGCCACACAGGCUUCGCUCGGCUGCGCCCUCCGGCGGCCUCGAGGGAAGGGAGGUGA